UCAGACUUCUCACAUCAAUGCGACCUGCUGUUUGACGAGAAGCAUCAAGUUGAAGGAGGUUUUUUAAGAGUUGAGAGAAGUUGCGAGAAACUUAAACAUAACAUGAUAUUAGGACCGCUGGUCACGAUCACGAACAGUAAAAUAAAAUGGGAUAUGUUUCUUUCAAAACUUUAUGUAAAGGCACUGCACUACUCUUCUUUGUCAUUCUUCAGGGGUUGAAUGCACAGAAUUCUAGUACAACUGAAAAUGUCUCAGAAUCCACUGUCAUUACAACUACUUCUUCAACUGAGUCUCAGACAUCAACUCCUACAACUGAAAAUGUCUUAGAAUCCACUAUCACUACAAUCACUUUUUCAACUGGGUCUCAAACAUCAACUCCUACAAAAUUUCAUUGA
Myxocyprinus asiaticus (Chinese sucker) is the source of this 395-nucleotide messenger RNA. RefSeq names its product putative mediator of RNA polymerase II transcription subunit 30. The coding region runs from base 147 to 395 and encodes 82 amino acids. The transcript is spliced from 5 exons. Lineage: Eukaryota; Metazoa; Chordata; Actinopteri; Cypriniformes; Catostomidae. The record is from RefSeq and is a predicted model, not a curated record.